UCCCCCACGGCUCUUCACAGUCUAUGGCUCUUUCUUCUCUCGUGUGCAGCUUUGCUUCCUCUUUCCUUCCUCGCUGAACGCGCCACCUCGUUGUCACCAAACAACUCCCAUCCCUCAGCAUUCUCUCGGCCACUCUCCCCGCAGACCCUCUCCGAACUCUGAAGCCUCGUCCGCAAUUUAUUGCGCGUAGUACCCGCGUCUGCCCGCAGCAAUAUCUUCGUCCACCACCGACAAGGACAUUUCGUCGCGUCCGACCCUCCACGUCCCUCAUAUGAGUCCCGAGCAUACACCACACGUUACUUGAGAAAGGCAUUGGCUCCUGCUUCGCAUGCGAUUUGAUCAACACUAAGAUCGGACACCCCGCCGUGUCUACGCCCAUUUCGACUCGCUCGCUCUUCGCGUCUCUCCUCCCCUGGCCCCAAGCUCAAACCACACUCGCUAUACCAAGAUGGUUCUCUACAAGCGCAAGCCGGUGACGAUGAUUCCGGUACCCACCAAAGUCGAAAACAACACCGAGGUUUGGGUCAUGCCCAAGUCUGGCGAAGUCUUCACAGACUAUGAAUCCUAUCUCUCACGCUUCGAGUUCUACAACCGAAAAAAGUUUACAGACGCCGUUAAUGGCAAGUCCGGCUUGACCUACUUCGCCGCGAUCGAUUCGGAGAACAACAGCUGCAGCGACAUCGAUAAAAUCUUCCCAGACGCUCUCCGCGACCCUAUCUUAAGAAAGGUCCAGUUCUCGGAUAUCUCUCGCAUAGACGAGCUGGUGUCUUUCGUGUUUGACGAAUUCCGCAAUGACUUCUUCCCUGGCGAGGAAGUACACGUCUCUCUCGACAAUGGCGAUCAGUAUGAGGGUGUGAUUCGCGAAAAGGCGAAAUUCCCCCAACUGCUCAACCCUGAUGGUUCGAUCCAACGCGCCGCUUUCUCUCGCUACUUUGUCAAGCUCAACAACGAGCUGGGUGACGAGGCUCUUCUGGACGACAAACACAUCAAGAGAAAUCGUAAGCUUUUCACGAAGCAGAAUCUUAGAUCCUUCUUGAAAAGCUCAAUCCAACGCGACAUGUUUACUGGUGCCCCAUGGUUGGUCAAAGAGCAUCUCGCAAGACAAUACAGAUUACCUAUGGAAAUCCCCGCUCAUCUCGCCCAACGCAUGCAAGCAUCACCCCAGCCUGGCAUGCCCCGUCAACCACAAGGCACUUCCAUAUUCAACAAAGUCAACGGUCGUAAAGGCAAAAACCUCACUAUUGGAGACUUUGAGCUUGACGGCUCGCCGCAAGGGUACACCACACCACCGCUCAAUGGCUCUAAGUUUCCUGGUUAUCAAACAACAGUCAAGACGGAACCUCAAAAGACCGCCCCUGUGCCCAUCAAGUACCCAAUCGAGGACUUGGACGUCCCUGCGAGAAAGACUGAGCUUGUUCGCCCGGAUCUGAAGUUUAUUGCGCCUCAGACCCCCAGCGAAGGCGAUAUUCGCAUGGAGUAUGUUGGUCCUCUGCUGGAAAUCUGGAACACUCUCAACGUACACUCUGAGGUGCUGACCCUGGACGCCUUCACCUUCGAUGACUUCUUGGAAGCCAUGAAAUUUGCUUCCGACGAGGUCAGGUGCGAACUGCUGGAAGAAGCACAUUGCGCAGUUCUCAAGACAAUCGUCAAUGCAGAAGGCACUUUACAAGUCACUCUGCCAGACAUGAUCGAAGACGAGUCUUCUGACGAAGAGAUGGACGAGAGCGAGCCAGCUACUCCUAUCUUAGACGCACCUGCACAUGCCACUAGAAGCCGCAUGAGUAACAUUAGUAAUGUCGAGCCGGACGAGUCGAAUGGAAGAUCCAGCAGAACCCCUGCUGAGGGUCGUCACCGCCCGCAUCGCACACCCGAGUUGUUGGCCAGCUACGGUUGGGUCGAACGUCUCCAGGCCCGCGAUUUUGUCAACGGCGGCUGGCAAACAAUCAUGGCAGGCCUGCUGCAUCAGCUCUCGCUCAACCCUCGCCAAAAGUCGGAGUGUGACAAGGUGUUGUCCCGACUCGUCCCUUUGGACGAAGACCCAAACCAGGAGAGUGUGCGCAUGAACUACAACCGUCUCGACAUCAAUCUGCGCAUAUCCGCAUUGCAGUUGGUCACUCUACUCUGUGUCAGCACAAAGACUGUCAGAGGAUAUCUUGAAGAUAUGAGUGAGGAACAGACUAGAAUCCGCAAGGACAAGCUUGAGCAUCAAAAGGCUAAGAAAGAAAGUGUUGCAAAACUCUCCGAUCUCGAAACUCAGAAGAAGAUUUUGCUCCCGGACAACCUCCCAGAUUCACCAAAGGAGGAGCAUCCCGAUCCGAUGGAUAUCAGCAUGAGCCAUGUUGACGACACUAUGGACACCAUGGACCUCGCAACCUCAGAUGCUGAAGAGGAGGGCGGUCGCUCUCUUAGGCGUGGCAACGAGCGAAAGCGCAAGCGUGACGAAGACGCAGCCAGACGUGAAAAGCAACGCGAGGAGAAAAAGGCAAAGACGAACCCCAAACAGUCCAAGGAGUUCACCAAGCUCCUGAAGGACAUCGACAAGCUCAAGAUUGAGAUCGCCAAGCGCGAAAAGGAGAUCGCAACUUGUGAUGCCGACUUGCGUGAAGCUAACUGUCAGCGCACCAAGGUGCUAGGAAGAGAUAGAUUCUGGAAUCGCUACUACUGGUUUGAGCGCAACGGCAUGCCCUUCACUGGUCUUACCGAUGGCAGCACUGGCGAAUAUGGCUAUGCCAACGGUCGCAUCUGGGUUCAGGGACCUGACGAAAUGGAGAGACUGGGUUUCAUCGACUUGCCCGAAGAUUUGCAACGCACGUAUGUGCAGGACCAUGGACUCUCAGUCCCCGACCGCAAGGCCAAAGAAGAGGGCGCCACCAGCCUGCGUACGGCAAAUGAGUGGGGAUACUACGACGACCCGGAGACUAUUGCCUUGCUUCUCAGCUGGUUCGAUGAUCGUGGUGUCAGAGAAAAGGCAUUGCGCAAGGAAAUGGCUGCUUGGCAAGAGCCUAUCAUUGAGCAGAUGCGCACUCUCAGAACGCACUUGGACAGCGUCAACCAAGAGGAUGCUGAUGAAGAACCAGUCACGCGUGUUUCGACCAGGAAGAAGGUUUAUGUCGACAUCGAAGCAUCCAGUCAGCGCUGCCUCAGAUGGAGAAACCUAGCAGCUCUCGACAAGAACGGCCACCUUCAUUCUGAACAACCCAAGCCCAAGGAGAAAAAGAGCAAGAAGGAAGCCAAGGGCGUUGCCAAAGUUGUUGUAAAGGGCAAGGCCGCCACCAGGCAGGGAACGAAGUACGGCAAAUAGACGGACGAUCAUGUUGCUUCAAGGCGUAUUAUUAUUUUGGAGUUAUGGCAUGGAGCAUGUAGAAGUAUUUUAUCCUCAGGAGCAUAGCGAGAUGGUCAUGGAAGUGGCGUAGGGAUUCGCUCAGGGAAAAAGGCGCCGCAAGAACGACUUGCUCGAGCGCAACGUACAUGAAGUUGAUAGCUAUUGAUGAAGCAGCUUUCGUGCUGUGACCGAAUGGAACGAACAAAAAGUCUAGGAUUAUGCCGGUCCUCGGAAGUGGUACAAAUAUAUACAUGUCAAACUCGGCCGGGAGACGGGAAGACCA
Molecule: messenger RNA, 3605 nt
Organism: Aureobasidium pullulans EXF-150
Lineage: Eukaryota; Fungi; Ascomycota; Dothideomycetes; Dothideales; Saccotheciaceae
Exons: 8
Coding region: 449-3301 (950 amino acids)
Source: RefSeq, a predicted model, not a curated record